Messenger RNA from Drosophila suzukii, 642 nucleotides. Lineage: Eukaryota; Metazoa; Arthropoda; Insecta; Diptera; Drosophilidae. The record is from RefSeq and is a predicted model, not a curated record.
GGCUGAAUCUGAACGUGGAGCACAUCGAUCGGAAUUGUAUAUUGAUAGAAAUGGAGAGCCACAAGCCGUUCAGUUAUAACCCUCAGGAAGUUCCUCCAAUUUUAAAUCAGCCACAAUCAACACAGCCGCUAAUUAUUCUGGCUCCGCUAAAUGUGCUGGGGAAAACUUCAUCUAUGGCGACGUGCCCGAGCUGCGGUGUCCGCAGUAAAACGAAGGUCGAGUAUGAGGCAAGAAACAAUACUCAUUUGCUGGCCCUCCUUAUUUGCUUGGUGGGAGGUGUUUGUUGCGUUUGCUGUCCGUACUGGAACGAUUCCUGCCAGUCGGCCAAACACACCUGCAGUAGCUGUGGAGCCUAUGUGGGCACAUACAAGAACUAGAAGUCCCACCCGAAAACCGAAUAUCACAAAGAUAAAUUUCAAAAGAACAAAUAUAAUUUGUUCAAGUAUAUAAAUAUUGACGUCAUGCUACGCGAAAAAUGUAGUAAAACGAAACCCUGUAUUCUCAAUAUAAUUCCACCACUUUAUAUUGAUCUUCGAAAUUAGACUUACCACACCAUGAUACUCAACCAUUGCGCCUAUCCCAGUUUAUAUUUUGAAAAAUCCUAUUAUGUAUAUUUGUACAUUCAAUAAAAAUAAAUAAUUA